AUGUUAAAAGAGUUUAAUAUCGUGGAGAGUGUUUUAGGAACACACCUUUUCUUCACGCUGCAGUGGACGGAUGAGUACAUACGUUGGGACAGUGAAGAAUACGACAACAUCACAGUGGUAAACCUCCCCCUCCUCGACGUGUGGGUUCCGCCCAUGGUACUGAUGAACCCAGCCGGCAGCUUCGGCUUCCUAAGCAAAGAGAAAGACAUGCUUCUUGUUCAGUAUUCUUCGAAAGGCUUGGCAUCAUUGGUCUUCGCUGCCUAUCUCGAGAGCACGUGCAAACCAUUUAUCAAAUAUUUUCCAUUCGACUCUCACACUUGUCACCUGAUGAUAAGCCAUCUAGGCUACAGUAUGGGCGAAGUGACCUCCGCCCCGUCACAUGUUUAUGUGAAUAAUUUUGUGGAUAACGGACAAUGGAUUGUGGACGAAUUGAACCUCACAGAGAAAUGGUUAAUUCCUGGAGUUAACGAAUCUCAGUAUGUUGAUUUAUCCAUACAGUUGUCACGUCGACCAGAAUUUUUACUUCUAAAUCUGUUCAUCCCCAUUGCCUUCCUGAUCUGUAUGAAUUUGUUUGUGUUUUUCCUUCCAGCUGAGUGUGGGGAGAAGGCAAGCUACUCCAUCACUGUACUUCUGUCUCUGGCAAUCUUCAUGACUAUCGUCAUGGAUCAGUUACCUCCAUUGUCCUCAGAUGUUCCCGUUGUAAGCAUUAUUCUCUGUAUGCAUCUCGCCAAUAACGUCAUAGUAUGCACGUGUACUAUUCUAUCCCUGAACUACCACCAUCGAAGUGACACCAGGGACAUACCUUGCCAUCUCCGACUUUUAACCAUGUUGGUGACUUGGCGAACAUACAAGAGUAAUUGCAACAAAAUAGGAGACGUCCCAAAGAGAACAGCAAAAGAAAACAUGUCCCCAGGGGCUGACGAGAAGAAUAGCAACAUAACAGAGACGGAUGAUAUCACACACCGCGCUGAUGUGUCGGAGGACAUUGACCGGCGUCAUAUACUGACCUGGCAGAAAGUGAGUCACGCGAUUGACAGGUGGAAUUUCUUCAUCUGUAUCAUGAUGACAAUACUUGAGAGUGGCCUUGUCUUUUACCAUUCAUUUCAAGACAUGUAA
This is a messenger RNA of Mizuhopecten yessoensis (Yesso scallop), 1116 nucleotides long. RefSeq names its product acetylcholine receptor subunit alpha-1-A-like. Bases 1 to 1116 code for a protein of 371 amino acids. The record is from RefSeq and is a predicted model, not a curated record. The transcript has a single exon. Gene Ontology annotation, biological process: nervous system process; regulation of membrane potential; monoatomic ion transmembrane transport. Gene Ontology annotation, cellular component: synapse; neuron projection; membrane. NCBI's taxonomy places the organism in Eukaryota, Metazoa, Mollusca, Bivalvia, Pectinida, Pectinidae. Gene Ontology annotation, molecular function: transmembrane signaling receptor activity; neurotransmitter receptor activity; extracellular ligand-gated monoatomic ion channel activity.